This is a messenger RNA of Mollisia scopiformis, 852 nucleotides long. RefSeq lists its product as uncharacterized. The record is from RefSeq and is a predicted model, not a curated record. Lineage: Eukaryota; Fungi; Ascomycota; Leotiomycetes; Helotiales; Mollisiaceae. The transcript is spliced from 3 exons. Gene Ontology annotation, cellular component: endoplasmic reticulum. Gene Ontology annotation, biological process: peptidyl-proline hydroxylation to 4-hydroxy-L-proline. Bases 1 to 852 code for a protein of 283 amino acids. Gene Ontology annotation, molecular function: L-ascorbic acid binding; procollagen-proline 4-dioxygenase activity; iron ion binding.
AUGGGGCCAACAGCAGAAGAGCUACCUCUCCGGAAAAUCGUGCUGUCCAGUUAUGCCAUAGCAGCGAUUUUCAUUGCGGCAUCUUGGUCAAGCUACAGCUAUGGAAUCUCUUUCUCGCCGUGGCAAGCAGUUCUGGGCAGUUUGAGGACACCUGCUUUUGUCUGCGAACCACAUCAAUACACUACUGAGAUAGUAUCUAUCGAUCCUUUACUCAUAUAUAUCAACAAUUUUGUCUCUGCUUCGGAAGCUGAGCUUUUGAUUGCUGAAGGAGAACCCAACCUCGAAACUUCAGAAGUCUACCGCAACGGCGUCAAGCAACCAGCCACAUCCCGCACCUCUCGCUCCGGUGCCCUCCCCCCUUCUUCAGCCAUUGUCCAAUGCAUCCUCUCCCGCUCAAGCGCCUUCAUGGGAACGCUCCUCGACCUCGACGGCGACUUCGGCACCCCUCAAAUCGUGCGCUACGAGAAAGGCGAGAAAUUCGACACCCACCACGACUGGUACGACACUCCGCAACGAAUGAAAGACGGCACGUCCCGGUGGUUCAACCGCGUGGCGAGUUUCUUCGUCUAUCUAGACGGGGAGGGCGUCCAGGGCGGAGAGACAUGGUUCCCAUUCAUCGAGGCGAGGGAUGGGGAUGGGAAGUGGAUCAGGGGAGAGGAUGGGGAGGGUGGUGGGACGAAGUUUGUGCCUAGGAGGGGAAAUGCGUUGUUUUGGGUCAAUUUGCAUGGGAAUGGGACGGGGGAUCAGAGGGUUGUGCAUGCGGGGUUGCCGUUGGCAGAGGGGAGGAAGACGGCGAUGAAUAUUUGGCCGAGGAAGUUUUAUAGGAGGGAGAGGGGGUGGUGGAAUUUCUAG